AUGGUUGGGAAUGGAAGUUGUUCUCUCCCUAGCUUACCGUGCGGGAAGGUUUCCCAUCACAUGGCUCACCAACUUGAUCUUCUGCGGGAACCGUAUGUCCGAACAAGUCUGGAAAAAGAGGGUUCGACUCUCUCUUUUUUGGCUCAGAUUGAUUACCAAGACAGAGCAAAGCAGAAGGAUGAGGAGAGACUUGAGGUUGUAUGGCAGGGUUCAAAGUCUCUUGGUAUAUUCCCCUGCCAUUACGAUCUUUUUGAUGGCUUCACAUUUGAAUUAAAUGAUGAAUCUCCCCCAUUCAGGAUGGACUUGUCACUGUAUUCAACCCCAUCCAUUUACACUGAUGCAAACUAUGAAAAAUAUGAACCAUGGUCUGUUAUGAUGGAUGACUUCUUCCUGACAGAUGUUUGUGGUCACAAAAAGACCAAUGGAGGGGCAUGGUAGAGAAAUUAUUCAACUGGGCCUCCCCAUUGCUGAUGCACCUCCAGAAGAUGAACAUAUGGGUGGCAC
Macadamia integrifolia is the source of this 504-nucleotide messenger RNA. RefSeq lists its product as uncharacterized. The coding region runs from base 1 to 438 and encodes 145 amino acids. Lineage: Eukaryota; Viridiplantae; Streptophyta; Magnoliopsida; Proteales; Proteaceae. The transcript is spliced from 5 exons. The record is from RefSeq and is a predicted model, not a curated record. Gene Ontology annotation, biological process: carbohydrate metabolic process.